UGACCUUUUCGGGACGCGGGAUGGUGAGGGACAGGGCACCCACGUCUUAGCGCUCUCGGGCCCUGACCUUAGGCUUAGGGAGGGAGCGCCAGCAGCAAACGAACGGGGGUCGGAGACUGACACCUUGGCGCAUUACCAGCGGCCACGUCCAAGCCCCUGGACUACAUUUCCCAAGAGGCCGUGCGCGCGCCACCGGAAGUGCUGCCGGGCUAUAAAAGCCGGGGUGGCGUUGUCCGAGGGUGGCAGCCAGCUGAAUGUAGGUUCCCGGGAUUCUACGUGCUUCUUGUAAGAGACCCCGGAGUGGCCCGCCUCUCGUCGCCCGGCGCCGGAGACUUCAGUCCCCUGUGUCCCACUGUGGUUAGGGAUGAGAACAAGUCCUGCAGCUGUUAUACCCAGUUUGUGAGAAUCAGAGCCCAGGCCACCUUUCUGUGAUCUGGGUCUAAAGGAGUUCUGAUCAGAAUGGCUUCGGGAUGCUUUUACCUGUCCUGCCUGGUGCUGGGCUCCCUGGGCUCCAUGUGCAUCCUCUUCACCACCUAUUGGAUGCAGUACUGGCGUGGUGGCUUUGCCUGGGAUGGCAGCUUGCACAUGUUCAACUGGCACCCUGUGCUCAUGGUGUCUGGCCUGGUGGUGCUCUACGGAGCUGGGCUUCCUCUCUUAUGUCCACAGUGGUUCCUGGGCUUUGCUGUCUUCCUCCUGCCCUGGGCGUCGUUGUGGCUGCGCAGCUUCCUGAAACCCAUCCACGUCUUCUUUGGAGCCUCCAUCCUCUCUCUGUCCAUCGCAUCUGUCAUUUCCGGCAUUAACGAGAAGCUUUUCUUCAGUUUGAAGAACGUCACUCGGCCAUAUUCCAGCCUGCCCAGUGAGGCUGUCUUUGCUAACACCACCGGGCUGCUGGUGGUGGCCUUUGGGCUUCUGGUUCUCUAUGUUCUUCUGGCUUCAUCAUGGAAACGUCCCGAGCCGGGGAUCCUGACUGACAGACAGCCCCUGUUGCAUAAUGGGGAGUGAAGCAGGAAGGGGCUACGGGAAGUCAGCGGUGCAGUCUGUCCUCCCCAGAAACGGCUGUACUUGGGCUUCUCCUGGCCUCAACUUCUCCUUACCUCGGUGGCAGCCUGCUCUCUCCAGCCACUUCCUGCCCACCUGCAGUUCCUGGUGGCUUUGGCUUCUCCGCAUUGACUUAUCGGAUCCUGCAUUUGUUGAGGAUCUUCCUUGCCCUGGUCACUCAUGUGGGGGUCUGCUUGGUCUGCAGGGGUUGGGCUAAUCUCCCCUAAGAGUCUUAGUGGGGACAUGGGAGAAAAAUCCUGCCAGCUCAGAAAAGCUCCCUCGAGUGCAGUCCAUGCUUUAACACAUGGUAAGAGGGAGACAACUUUCCCCUUGGAGGAGCGCAUUGCAUUUCCUCUGCUCUGCCCCUCUGCCUGCCUCUUACCUAGGUGUGCAGGUGGGCAGAGGACUCAGGUAACUCACUGAAGGGGAAGGAUAUUGUUGGCAGUAGAGCAGAGAAGCCGAGGGCCAAGUGUUCUGAGAUGGUAUGUGUGUGACUGUGUGGCUCUACCUCUUCUAGCUGCUGCUUCAGCUGCGGCCUGGAUCCUGCCCUCUCCCCGUGACUUACAUGCCUGUUGCUGUCAGGCAGCCAUGGUAACUUGCUCUCCAAGAAUAAUCUGUCCCCUGAGUCCCAAGAGAUGAGUAGCAGUGGUUUCUGAGGCCUUCCUUUCUUACCUCUUGCUGUGUGUGGGUCUUCCUGCCAGCCCCUGGCCAGGUGCAACCUAUCUUCCCUCUCCAGUCUACCAUGAAAGCCAAGGUCAUUGUUGCAAAGCAUUGUUCCCAGCAGUCCUGGGAGUUGCUUCCACCUUCAGAGACUUUUCUUGCUGAGAAGUAGGCUGCUUUGCCUGCACUAUGACAGCUGCUUGGCUGGCCAAACCCUGCUUCCCCGGCUGUUGCAGAACACCAGCUUUGCUCUUCUCCCAGGGAGAAACUUGGGAGAAACUUCUUGCUUCUCAAUUCUUUCCUAAGUGCUGCCUUGUGGCUCUUCCUGCCUUCUCCAAAUAAGCACUGCCAGGUCCCUGAUUCCAGGCUCCUGUGCUUAGCAGAUAGCUGGGACAUAACCUAGGGUUAGAGAUGAGCACUCCCUGGCAGAUAGUGACCCAGCUAACUGCACCAUCUCCAGCUGCCAGAGUGUAGCAAGAGGACUGGGCUGGACUUCCUGAUUCAUUCAGUUGAAUGACUGACAUGUCUGUGACCAGUGCCCCUUGUUAACAUGUGAGUGGGCAUUUCACUUGAUUUUCAUUAAACAUGUUUUUAA
Molecule: messenger RNA, 2293 nt
Organism: Dipodomys ordii (Ord's kangaroo rat)
Lineage: Eukaryota; Metazoa; Chordata; Mammalia; Rodentia; Heteromyidae
Product: cytochrome b ascorbate-dependent protein 3
Exons: 6
Coding region: 460-1002 (180 amino acids)
Cellular component (GO): lysosomal membrane
Molecular function (GO): oxidoreductase activity
Source: RefSeq, a predicted model, not a curated record